This is a messenger RNA of Haliaeetus leucocephalus (bald eagle), 5317 nucleotides long. RefSeq names its product G protein-coupled receptor kinase 5 (gene GRK5). Gene Ontology annotation, biological process: protein phosphorylation; signal transduction; regulation of signal transduction. The record is from RefSeq and is a predicted model, not a curated record. Gene Ontology annotation, cellular component: cytoplasm. Bases 26 to 1774 code for a protein of 582 amino acids. NCBI's taxonomy places the organism in Eukaryota, Metazoa, Chordata, Aves, Accipitriformes, Accipitridae. Gene Ontology annotation, molecular function: ATP binding; G protein-coupled receptor kinase activity. The transcript is spliced from 16 exons.
UUGCCAUCCGACAUCACAAGAUGAUAUGAAAAAUGCCAUGUAUUUUUCACGAGGGGGUGGAGGGAAACGCAAAGGCAAAAGCAAAAAGUGGAAGGAAAUCUUGAAAUUCCCUCACAUUAGCCAGUGUGAAGAUCUCCGAAGAACAAUAGAGAGAGAUUACUGCAGCAUAUGUGAAAAGCAGCCGAUCGGAAGGCUUCUCUUUCGGCAGUUCUGUGAAACUCGACCUGAGCUCGAGUGCUGCAUUAGGUUCCUUGACUCGGUGGCAGAAUAUGAAAUUGCUCCAGAUGAAAAGCUGGGAGAGAAAGGAAAGGAAAUCAUGAUGAAAUACCUCACCCCAGAGUCUCCAGCCUGCGUUCCCGAAGUCAGUCAAGAUCUUAUCCAGCAGACAGAGGAGAAGCUCGAAAACAGCCCCUGCAAAGAGCUAUUCUCUCACUGCACAAAAUCUGUCCUUGACCACCUCAGUGGGGAACCAUUCCAAGAAUACCUAAACAGCAUGUACUUCGACAGGUUUCUCCAGUGGAAGUGGUUGGAAAGGCAACCAGUAACGAAAAACACGUUUCGGCAGUACAGGGUACUAGGGAAAGGUGGCUUUGGGGAGGUCUGCGCUUGCCAAGUCCGAGCGACAGGGAAGAUGUACGCCUGCAAGAGAUUAGAGAAGAAGAGAAUAAAAAAGAGGAAAGGCGAAUCCAUGGCACUAAAUGAAAAGCAGAUUUUAGAAAAAGUCAAUAGUCAGUUCGUAGUCAAUUUAGCCUAUGCCUAUGAAACAAAGGAUGCACUGUGUUUAGUUCUGACCAUAAUGAAUGGAGGCGACCUGAAGUUUCACAUCUACAACAUGGGAAACCCAGGCUUUGAGGAGGAAAGAGCUUUGUUUUAUGCAGCAGAGAUUCUUUGUGGCUUAGAAGACCUACACAGAGAAAAUACUGUGUACAGAGAUUUGAAGCCAGAAAAUAUCCUGCUAGAUGAUUAUGGCCAUAUUAGAAUAUCUGAUUUGGGUCUAGCUGUUAAAAUCCCUGAGGGUGAAUCAAUCCGUGGAAGAGUAGGAACAGUAGGAUAUAUGGCUCCAGAAGUGUUGAACAACCAGAGAUACACACUCAGCCCUGACUACUGGGGACUAGGCUGUCUCAUUUAUGAAAUGAUUGCUGGGCAAUCACCAUUUCGUGGGAGGAAAGAGAAGGUGAAGAGGGAAGAAGUGGACAGAAGAGUGCUGGAGACAGAAGAGGUGUACUCCCAUAAGUUUUCUGAGGAGGCCAAGUCCAUCUGUAAAAUGCUCCUCACCAAAGACGUGAAGCAGCGGCUAGGAUGUCAAGGGGAAGGUGCCACAGAAGUGAAGAGGCACCCCUUUUUCAAGAGCAUGAAUUUCAAGCGGUUAGAAGCAGGAAUGCUGGAUCCUCCCUUUGUCCCUGAUCCCAGAGCAGUAUACUGCAAGGAUGUGUUAGACAUUGAGCAGUUCUCCACAGUGAAAGGAGUUAACCUGGACCAAACAGAUGAUGAUUUCUAUUCCAAGUUUUCCACAGGAUCAGUGUCUAUUCCAUGGCAAAAUGAGAUGAUAGAAACAGAGUGUUUCAAAGAACUGAAUGUAUUUGGACCAAAUGGUACUAUUUCACCAGACCUAAACAAAAGCUAUCCCCCAGAGCCACCCAAGAAGGGAUUGCUACAGAGAAUAUUUAAACGACAGCAUCAGAACAAUUCAAAGAGUUCUCCAAAUUCAAAGGCCAGUUUAAAUCACCACAUAAAUUCAAAUCACGUAAGUUCAAACUCCACUGGAAGCAGCUAGUUCCAACUCAGUUUUAUGAAACAACAUGUUGCAUCCUUCCACUAUAAUCUAUGGAGCUUCUAUGGAUGAGAGAGCCUCCACCGUUGAGUGAAAAAAAAAGGAUCUCCCAAAAAUGGAGAUUGUCUAUCCAUUCCUUCCAGUGGAGCCUCACAUUUUAAGAAGAAUUUUCCACUCAGGUCUGUUUUUGGAGGUGGCACUCAAGACUGUGUGAAUCAAAUUUGUCUAUUUAGAACAUUGCAAUAGAAAUUCAAUGAACAUGACUACUUGCACGUAUUUAAAUAGCAUCAUACUAGAACUGAAUUUUGUCUUUAUUAUUUUUAAAGAAAAGUUUUGUAAAUUUCUCUAUUGUCUCAGUUUACAUUUUGUACAUUUGUAUUGAAAUGAAAGUCAGACUUUGGAGGUGUAUAUUUUCCAAGCAGCAGCUGUAAAGCCAUGUGUUUUAAGACAUUUUUUUAAAAGAAAAAAAAAAUGUGACUCAAGACUUCCAGAGCCUCAAACGAGAAAUCAUUCUUUUUAGUAAUUCUAGAAAAUUAUUCAUAAAUCACUUUAUCAGACUGGGUUUUACUGACAUGCAUUUUUAUGGAACAGUUUAUUCUUAAUUAUUUUACAUCUGUAUAUUUGGUUUACAGCAACACUGCAUACAUUUCUCCUCUUCAUUAGUUUGUAAUGUCUCACAUUAAAUGCUAAAAGACAAGAUUUUGAUGCAUUCAAGAAUGCUACUUGCUAUGCCUAAGAUUUGUGAUGUCAUGGGACCAGCACAGCUGAGAUUUGCACUUACUUACAUUGUUAGCUCAUCAAAACCUUUUUAGUUAGAAAGGGAACCCUAUUUUAAGCCCUUCUCCUUCACUAGUUUUUGUGCUGUUUCUAAUGACAGCAAGAACAAAGCUGAGGGAUAGGUGACCAGGAAAGCAAACGACCAUUUGUUUUUCAAGGACUUGAAACCUGCACCUGCUGAAAUGAGAACAAAACUCAAAGUGUUCUCUAUGCUGCAGUCCAAAGUCCUAGACCUUUCCACAGUUGCCUAUAUCAAACAGGUAGCAAGAGAGAAAAUCGCUAGGCUGGUUUGCGCUGACCAUGAGAUUCAUGACAGCUUUCUGGAGCUGAGCUGUGGAGGUUCAGAGUGGGAUCUGAGCUGCUUUUGAGCAGUAGCAGACCCUAUAGGUUGUGUCUGCACUUAGAGUACUUCCAUGUGUCAUGCCAAACACACCAUGACUCGUCCCCUCAAUUAGAUCCUCCACUUAAUUGAAUAAACUGUCAGUUAUGAAAUAAGACCUCCCACUUUUGGUUCCAUCAUUCUUUGUCCAGGAUCCUUUAACCAUUGAUGAAACAUUGUUCCCACCAGUAUAAACAGGGUCAGUCGGGAUCAGUAGCAGUACCUCAGGCAUCUGAAUCAUGCUCUUCUCAAGUAUGCCACUAUCUAUUAAGAACACCAGGUCAAAAAUGUGGUUUCUUCCCUUCAACAGGAACUGGAAAACCUUUGUCCUCCCAGGUGCAGACAGGAUCUCUGUAGCCCAGCAUGUUCUCUAAAACAUGUUCGUUCACCAUGCUCUUGACAAUGUUGGCUAGAGUAUACUGAUGAUUUUACACCUUUAGGUCAUCAGGAACAUCUGAAGGUCAGCCUGGUGUGUCUAAAACCUUGUAAGCUAGCAGCUCAGUUAUCCCAGGGUACAAGGAAGCACUGUUCCAGUAGAAGUCUUAAUAGCCAAAAUUCAUUAGACUAUCAUGUAUAUGUUCUAUCUGGCCAAUGCAGAGAGGAAAAAAGAUGCAGGUUAGUAGUGGCAAAUCUCUGAGUGAGAAAGACACAGGAAUUGCAUACCAAACUGGCUUGAGGUCAUGAGAGAGAGACACACAACAGGGACAGGAUUUUUAUAAAGCAGCUGACAGAGAAAAGUCAAGAAAGGGAGGUGAGGCUUUGGUGCCUUUAUCAGGAGCAAAGUAGAUUAAGAUGCAAGUGCACAUUGUUUGAAAAGCCUCCAGUUUUCCUGGUCAUUAGUAGACACGUAGUGAAGGUGUGUACGCGUGCCAUAAUAUCACCAAGAAGUUGUUGCUCUUUUUCCUUUGGAUCAGCGUGGUCCAGAAAUUCCUUUUCCCUGUAUUGGUGGCGCUCAGGGAGAGCUUCAGCCACUCUCCCAUGUCAGAUGAUGGCGUUGCAGAUCUUAUAGAAGAUGCAAGAUUUUAGAGAGAUAGUAAUAGAUGAGAAUUUUGAGUCAUUUUCUCUCUCUGUAUCAGCUAUAAACUAAACCUAUAAUGGUUUCAGCUUCCUGACAGGAGGGGAAUGAAAUAUUGUAGAGGUGAAAGCCACUAGACAGAUAGGGCUAUUACUUCCACUUCUGUUCUCAUGGCCUGAUGUAAAGCUACCUAAGUCAACAGGAAUCUGAUCAGAGCACGCUCUGGAUGAAGACAUACUUGCUCUGGGAGGUUUUCACAGGCCUUCUUCAAUGACAUAUGGGAUUUCACCUGAUUUCAAGAAAUGUAGGUGAGAAGUGGAGAAAGAGAUCUUAGCCAGACAACGGAUGUAUAUCAGUGUAGCUGAGACAAGACAAGACACACCUCUUAGUUCUUCUUAGAGAGCUGCAAGUGUUGUGCAACUCCAAUCUGUUUCUAUCACUCUGAGACAUCGCCUUCUAACAGUAUGGUAUACAAUAUGUUUGUGCACCCUCAGUUGAUUUCAUCCUCUACGCUGAUGCUAGGGGAAGAGGGUGCUGGAUGGGGGAAGCAGAGUGAAAGACUAAGCUUUUUUUUCCACCACUGCUGUUGUAUCACUCUGCAGCAACAGACAAGCUUAUUCCUCCAUCAGAAAAACAUGGCUGAUAAUAUCUACCUACCACCAUGAGGAAGGAAAAAAGACAGUUGGGGGAGGGCUUAGCCCAUUAAUAUUUCAUUGGAUAAAUCUGAUAAAACUGCAGCUGUUGGCCCAAGGGCUUCAUCUCCUCCAUGUUACCCAUUUGCCACAUGAAGACUAAAUAUUCUUUCUUUACCAUCUCCCACUUGGGAAAUAAAAUCCUAAUAACAACAAACCCCUUACUGAAAGCUGGUGAACAAACUGCAAAUAUAGAUUGUAGAUGCCCUUGUACCUCUUAGAUGCUAUCAGCCUUAACUAGUGGUGGAUGACUUUUUAUAACAACAGCGAAUGAUAGCGUCUGUGCCUUCUCCUGCUCUCCUUUCAGCUGGGACAGUUCCUUACUCGGCUUAUGUGCACCUGAAGUGUCAAGCCUGGGAUGAAGUCCCUCUGGAUCCCAGCCCCUGGGGAGCAGUGAGGGAGUAAGGGGAGAGACAGAAAACAAGACCGGUUGAGGGAGAUUUCGUGCCACAUCCCUAAAGUGUUGCUAUCCUGUCUGACAAACUUCAAACAGUAUUGAAAUGCUGGGGCAGCAGAACUGUUGUAUUCUUUCAGUAUCCAAGCCCUGAAAGAUUUAAUCAAUAUCAUACAUCACUAGUGAUAAUGAACAGUCCUAGGAAUCUUCUAGUCAGGGUUUGCCUACAACUUUGCCUACAAAGUAUUUUGAUUCCAAGUGAAUAGUUUUUGAGGUGGAUUUGCACAUA